AUGGAACGGGACAUUAUCUCGUCCCAGAGCCCGUCCGACCGAUCAUACUGGCACGAGCGACGAGGAUCACGAUGCGGGGAAGGUCUGGAUUGCCGAGCCAGGCGGACCUUGGUCCGUACGGCCAAGCCGCAGUCCCAUCUUCUCGCUACCGGCAAUUGGGCCGCUUAUCGCAAUGGCGACUCGCUACACGCCAACCUGAGGCGAAGGCGGUGGAUAGUGGCCCAGAAGAUCAAUGGAGAGCAAGGUGGCGUAUACCAAAGCUCGGCUACCGCCAAGGGUCUGGAAGAAGUGCGCCACAGGCCAGAGCGUGGCUGA
Pseudozyma hubeiensis SY62 is the source of this 315-nucleotide messenger RNA. RefSeq lists its product as hypothetical. The record is from RefSeq and is a predicted model, not a curated record. Bases 1 to 315 code for a protein of 104 amino acids. The transcript has a single exon. NCBI's taxonomy places the organism in Eukaryota, Fungi, Basidiomycota, Ustilaginomycetes, Ustilaginales, Ustilaginaceae.